Messenger RNA from Rosa chinensis, 867 nucleotides. RefSeq lists its product as uncharacterized. The record is from RefSeq and is a predicted model, not a curated record. NCBI's taxonomy places the organism in Eukaryota, Viridiplantae, Streptophyta, Magnoliopsida, Rosales, Rosaceae. Gene Ontology annotation, cellular component: chloroplast. The transcript is spliced from 4 exons. Bases 68 to 625 code for a protein of 185 amino acids.
GUUACACUGGGAACUGAUAGAUCAGUUGAAGAGAAACAAGGAAAAGGAUAGAGCUUACCAUAAACAAAUGGCUACAAUUUCAGUCUCACCAUUCUCACCUCUCCACCCAAUCCCUACCCUCACUCAUUCCCAUUCCCAUUCCCAUUCCCUCUCCAUUCCCAUUCCUUCUCCCACCGUUUCGUUUCGAAACGUUUCCGGGUCCUUCAAGCUUUUGAGCUCUCUCAGGAACACCACCUCCCGCAGACCCACAAUUCUGAGGUCAGCCCAGGAAGAAACGCCUGUUCCGGCCGAAGAACCAGUCCCGGAAGAAGAAGAAGGUAGUGCCGAGCAGCCCGUUUCGGUACCCGUUUCGCCCUCCGACACUCUCACCAUGUUUUUUCAGGCUGAUGGUACAUUGAGUGAUGCUGCUGUGCCUGCAGUGACCAAAGCAUUAGAGGCAACUGAAGGGAUUACCAACUUGAAGGUUGAAGUUCAUGAGGGUAUUGGAGUUGUUGAGUUGAAAAAGCAGACAACAGUACAAGCUACUGGGGUGGCUUCCAGUUUGGUUGAGGCUAUACAGAGUUCAGGGUUUAAGCUACAAACGUUGAAUUUGAGUUUCGAGGAAGAAGAGGAAAUUGCUGUAUAGAACUUGUAUGCUUGUCUACUAGUAUAUACACAUUUCAACCGAGAUUAGAAUGAAAAAUGUAUCAUUGAAGCUCUGUUGCCAUCGAGUCAUUGUUUGUAGUUAGUGAGGGGCAAAGUUUUCUAAUAGUGUGAUAGGCUGCCAUUUCCAAUUCUUGGUGAAGUUGUGUCUGAGACAAAGUGGAUGAACAAUAUCACUCCUUGAACUUGAGAUAUACAGUAUGUGAUGGUAUUUCCUUUUCAAUU